Messenger RNA from Penicillium crustosum, 3141 nucleotides. Its product is annotated as putative RNA interference and gene silencing protein (Qde2). NCBI's taxonomy places the organism in Eukaryota, Fungi, Ascomycota, Eurotiomycetes, Eurotiales, Aspergillaceae. The transcript has 5 exons. Bases 1 to 3141 code for a protein of 1046 amino acids. Gene Ontology annotation, molecular function: RNA binding; protein binding. The record is from RefSeq and is a predicted model, not a curated record.
AUGAGUGACAAUCGGGGUCGUGGACGUGGUGAUCGUGGACGUGGUGAUCGAGGUCGGGGUGCCGAUCAAGGUCGCGGUCGCGGGGAAAGUCGCGGUGAUUUAGCCUUCCGCCCAGCCGGUAGAGGCGAUGGAAAUCGUAGGGAUUUCCGAGGUGAUUUCCGAGGCCGAUGUGGUGAUAGGGGUCGUGGCGAAUUUAGAGGAGGUGAUCGAGGUCGUGGUCGAGGUGGAGGUGAUUUCCGCGGUCGUGGUGAUUUCCGCGGUGGCCGUGGUGGACGUGGAGGUCCUACCAACUUGGGCCCACCUAUCUUCAGACAAGGCGAACCUAUUCCACCUCCUAACACCACCGUUACUAAAACUGAAAAUGACCUUGCCAAGGCCCUUACUGUGAGCGGCCAGAAGACACCCAGACAAGCAAAAUAUCCCGAGCGUCCUGGUUAUGGCACAGCUGGCAGGCCGGUGACUUUGUAUGCAAAUUACCUACCGCUGACCCUGCCGAACAAGCGGCUGUUCCGCUAUCAUAUUUCCAUUGCAGCCGACUCUGCCGACCGGUCUGCCCCUGUUGGGAAGAAGGCCCGACACAUUGUACGUCUGCUGUUGGAGGAACACUUCCCCCAGCAGAAGAGCAGUAUUGCGUCGGACUUCCGGUCUACCCUAGUCUCCUGUGUCAAAUUGACCGAGGGUAAAUUCGAUGUGAGAUACAAAGAGCACAUAGAUGAUGACUACAUCGAUCCACCCCGGGUGCACCAGGUUACCUGCCAGUAUACUGGUGAGGUCAAUCCUGCCGACUUGGUUAACUACCUGACAUCCACCAAUGCUGGUGCCAUGCUUGAAUCCAAAUCUGAGCUUGUGGCUGCUCUCAACAUGAUCAUAGGUCACCACCCCAAGACGGACGACCAGGUCGUCUCUGUCGGAGCCAACAGACACUACAGUCUGCAUCAUGAUACCAUGGAAUCCUUCAACCUUGGCGGUGGCCUAUCUGUCCUGCGUGGAUUCUUUGUCAGUGUGCGUGCCGCGACUGCUCGUGUGCUCCUGAACGUCCAGGUCAAAUAUCUGGCCUGUUACAAUGAAGGACCUUUAGCCAAUGUGAUCCAAGGCUACAACAGCAGGAGCACUUAUAGUUUGGAGAAGUUCCUCAAGAGCCUGCGCGUUCGUAUCACCCACAUCACGCGCAAAAACAGUCGCGGCCAGCCCCGGCCUCGCAUCAAGGCUAUCUUUGGCCUGGCCAGCCUUGGUGAUGGGCGCUCGUCGCCCAACCCACCCAAGGUUAACUCCCACGGCGCUGGCCCCCAAGAUGUGCAAUUUUUCCUAGCUGAAUCUAACCCUAAACCCGUCGCUGUGCCCGGUGCGCCCGAGCCCAAGGCUAAGAAGGGAAAGAAAGUGCCCAAGGCCGGUCCUGCGGAAGCAGGUCGCUACAUCACCGUUGCGGACUUCUUCAAAAAGGAGUACAACAUGAUUUUGAAUCCGAAGAAUCCAGUGGUGAACGUCGGGUCUCGUGACAGACCUGUCUAUGUCCCCGUUGAGGUCUGUGAAGUCGAGCCUGGCCAGCCAGCUAAAUCCAAGCUUUCUGGCGAUCAGACAGCCAGUAUGCUCCGCUUCUCCGUUAUGGGUCGAAAGCCGGGUCAGAACGCCCAGUCGAUUGUUACCAAGGGCGUGGGUGUGCUGGGCCUUGGCGAGCCCUUGAAUGCCACUCUAUCUGCAUUCGGUGUUAACUCUUCCACUGAGCUAAUCACGGUUCCUGGACGCGUUCUCCCCGCCCCGAAUGUCUACUACAAAGACGGGAACAAGACCAAGGAAAUCAGAACUCAAUUUGGCAGCUGGAACAUGCGCCAAAUCCAGUUCUCCAAGCCUGCGCCCAUGAAAUCCUGGACUUAUCUCUACAUUGAUCAUCAGGGCUCCCGCCCAGUUUUCCAAAGCUCAGAUCAACUUGACAAGUCUCUACAAGCUUUCAGAAAGACACUCAAGGCUAUGGGAAUGGCCGUGGACGCCCACAAGCCCGGAAAACGGGUUGUCCUGACCGGGAAGAGCGACGCCAACGAGCUCCAGCAAGCCGUCCUCGAUCUGCAAAAACAGCACAACCCAGUCUUCAUCCUGGGUAUCUUCCACACUAAAGACACUGGCAUCUACAACUGCGUCAAGCAAGUCUGCGACGUCCGCUACGGAAUCCGCAACGUGAACGUCCUCGCAGAAAAGCUCAUCAACUCCAACGACCAGUACAACGCCAAUGCGGUGCCAACCAAGCCCCUGCGCACCGCCGACCUCGGCAUAAUCUCCGAAGGCAAGACAAUGCUAGUCGGAAUCGACGUAACCCACCCGUCGCCAGGCUCCGCCAGCACAGCCCCCAGCGUAGCAGGCAUCGUCGCCUCGGUCGACACAACCCUGGCCCAAUGGCCCGCCGAGAUCCGCGUCCAAGGCGCCCGCCAGGAAAUGGUCGCCGACCUAGAAACCCUCCUCGCCUCACGUCUCCAGCACUGGCGAAAACUAAACAAAUCCCUCCCAGAGAACAUCAUCGUCUACCGCGACGGCGUCUCAGAGGGCCAAUACAACAAAGUCAUCGACGAGGAACUCCCCCUCCUCCAACAAGCAUGCAAGAAAACCUACCCGGCAGACCAGACAAAGAAAGGUCUUCCACGUCUUGCCAUCGUCGUCGUCGGAAAGCGCCACAACACGCGCUUCUACCCAACAACAGAACAGGACUCGAACCGCGAGAACCCAAUCCCCGGAACCGUCGUCGACCGCGGCAUCUCCGAGGCUCGCGACUGGGACUUCUUCCUACAGGCUCACUCCGCCCUCCAGGGAACUGCCCGUCCGGCCCACUACUUCACCGUCUGGGACGAGAUCUUCUACCCCCGUCACCCGGCUAACAGCUCCGGCCCCGGCGCGGCUGAUGUCCUCCAAGACCUUACUCACAAGAUGUGUUACAUGUUCGGCCGUGCGACGAAGGCGGUUAGUGUCUGUCCGCCGGCGUACUAUGCCGAUCUGGUUUGUACGCGCGCUCGAUGCUUCUUGAGUGAUCUGUUCGACCCUAUUUCGCUUGAUCAUUUUGGUGGUAGUCCCAAUGGCACUGACGGAACAGCGGAUAUGUCCCGUAUGGUGGAUGUUAAGAUCCAUCCUAAUAUUGCGGAGACUAUGUUCUACAUCUAG